Plasmodium vivax (malaria parasite P. vivax) is the source of this 971-nucleotide messenger RNA. RefSeq lists its product as hypothetical. The record is from RefSeq and is a predicted model, not a curated record. NCBI's taxonomy places the organism in Eukaryota, Apicomplexa, Aconoidasida, Haemosporida, Plasmodiidae. Bases 416 to 970 code for a protein of 184 amino acids. The transcript has 3 exons.
CCCCUUUUUUUUCCUUUUCCCAUUCGCGGAAGCUCUCCACAGCGCGCAUGCAUGUGGCCUAUUUUGUUUUCCAAAUGGACGUCAAAAAGGGUACCACCCACAGGGGGGAGGCGGCCAUCCCCUCUGCACAGUUGCAUGCACACACAGGAGUGAUAGCAGUGGUAAUAGCAGUGGUAGUGGUAUGUCCUUACGCGUGCGCGUAGGGCGCGGGUGAGUGGCUCCUCCGGGGUAGGCCCUCCAAAAGGGGAUGCCCUCCAUUUUGUGAAAUACCACCGCGGCUCAUUUGCGAGUUUGCUGGAGAAUCCCUCCCCCUCGGGAAGAGUAGCCUAAACGGUACGACCACCACUACCGCCACCCCCCCCUUCGCAUCUUCCUUUUGUCCCUACACGCCUGCUCAUAAGUAGCUCCUAAAACGAUGAGGAUGGCAUGCCGCUUAGCUCCUCAAAGGGUACACUCCAUGGUGGCGUUGAACCCGUGCGCACCCCCCAUUCGACACGCUAAAAUGAAAAGACAUCGAUGGGGGAGUGACCCAUGGGGGGGUUCGCCAAAAAGGGGAGAAAAAAAAAAAAGAUUAAGUAGAAAAAGAAGAAGGAUGUGCCCCCCUCAGAUUCGAUCCCCCCAAAAGGAAAGAAAAAUAUAUAAUGCGAUGAAGUUUUCCCCCGUUUGUGGGGGGUGCUCCAAAAAAAAAAAAAAAACGAAAGGAGGUUGCACACAGAGAAAGGGAGAGAACAUACGACAAUUAAAAUUAUCUCCUUGUGGGGAGGGCGACUCGGUUUUGUUGUCCCCCGAGGGAAAGGAAAAGCGAGGAAAAAAAAAAAAAAAAAAAAAAAAAAGAAAAAAAGAAACACAUUCAAUCGAAUUGAAGUUAACUGAAGGCAACACGAUCUGCAUCCUGGAGAGAAAAAAAAAAAAAAAAAAAGCACAGCGUUUACAACGGGCGAAGGAUGCUCAACCACAUUGGAACUUCUAAC